Messenger RNA from Cucurbita moschata (crookneck pumpkin), 1894 nucleotides. RefSeq names its product cytochrome P450 86A1-like. The transcript has 2 exons. Lineage: Eukaryota; Viridiplantae; Streptophyta; Magnoliopsida; Cucurbitales; Cucurbitaceae. Bases 96 to 1655 code for a protein of 519 amino acids. The record is from RefSeq and is a predicted model, not a curated record. Gene Ontology annotation, molecular function: heme binding; oxidoreductase activity, acting on paired donors, with incorporation or reduction of molecular oxygen; iron ion binding.
ACCACCCUUCCUAAAAUUUGCCCCAUUUCUCAACUUUAUAAAUCCACUUUUUUUUUUACUUCCUUCUUCACUAAUUCCUUCAACCUUCUCCCCCAAUGGCUAACGACGUCGUUUUGCCCUUCCCCUUCCCCUCUUCUCUUCUCCUCCUCAUUUUCGCCUAUUUGAUUUGGUUUCAUUUCCUCGCCCGUACGCUAACCGGUCCGAGAGUCUGGCCGGUCAUAGGCAGCCUACCGGCUCUCAUCUCGAAUCGGCGGAGCCUCCAUGACUGGAUGGCUGGGAACCUCCGCUCCACAGGCGGCGCUGCCACAUACCAAACUUGUACGGUGGCACUUCCAUUCUUCGCUAGAAAACAAGGCUUCUACACGGUCACGUGCCACCCGAGAAACAUCGAGCACGUGCUCCGAACCCGGUUCGAAAAUUACCCGAAAGGACCGGACUGGCAAGCGGCUUUUCACGAUCUUUUGGGUCAAGGGAUUUUCAACAGCGACGGCGAGAUUUGGCUGGUCCAGCGGAAGACGGCGGCGCUGGAGUUCACGACGAGGACGCUACGGCAGGCGAUGGACCGGUGGGUGAAUCGCACGAUAAGGACGCGACUUUGGUGCAUAUUGGAUAAGGCGGCGGAGUAUAAAACGGCGGUCGAUUUGCAGGAUUUGUUGCUCCGAUUGACUUUCGAUAACAUUUGUGGGCUCACUUUUGGGAAAGAUCCUCAAACUUUGUCGCCGGAAUUGCCUGCAAGUCCCUUCGCUUUGGCGUUUGAUUCCGCCACUGAAGCCACUCUUCACCGCCUUCUUUACCCUUGCAUUUUAUGGAGGUUAAAGAAGCUUCUGGGCAUCGGAAUGGAAAGAAGGUUAAAGGAGAGUUUGAAAGUAAUAGAGGAAUACAUAAACGACGCCGUUGCAUCCCGCAAAGAAUCCCCCUCAGACGACUUAUUAUCCCGCUUCAUGAAGAAGAAGCACGACGGCGACGGCGACGGCAACCGCUUCUCCGCUGCAGUGCUCCACCGCAUCGCCUUAAACUUCGUCCUCGCCGGCCGGGACACAUCCUCCGUGGCACUCACGUGGUUCUUUUGGCUCGUAAUGAAUCACCCGCAUGUAGAGGCUAAAAUCCUCGCCGAAAUCUCAACGGUGCUCCGCCAGACACGUGGCGAUGAUCCACGCCGGUGGAUCGAAGAGCCGUUGAUGUUCGACGAGGCCGAUAAAUUGGUGUAUUUAAAAGCCGCGCUGGCCGAAACGCUGCGUUUAUACCCGUCCGUACCGCAGGAUUUCAAAUACGUCGUGGCUGAUGACGUGUUGCCAGAUGGGAGUUUUGUGCCGGCCGGUUCGACCGUGACGUAUUCGAUUUAUUCGGCCGGGAGGAUGAAGAGCAUUUGGGGGGAGGAUUGUGGGGAAUUUAAACCGGACCGGUGGCUGUCGCCGGACGGGGACAGGUUCGAGGGGCCGAAAGAUGGGUAUAAAUUCGUGGCGUUUAAUGCUGGACCGAGAACUUGUUUGGGGAAGGAUUUGGCUUAUUUGCAAAUGAAGUCCGUCGCCUCCGCCGUGCUCCUCCGGUACCAGCUGGCGCCGGUUCCCGGUCACCGGGUGGAACAAAAAAUGUCUCUUACUCUUUUUAUGAAGAAUGGGCUUCGGGUUUAUUUGCAUCCUCGCCGGCUCGGCUAGAAGGGGUGUUUUCGUCAUUUCAUUGUCACUUGAAUUUAUCUGUUUUUGUCGAACCAAUUAUUUGUUUAUUUUGGUUUUUGCAUGGCAGGAAAAUUGGUUCUUUUCUUCUUUUAUACUGCACAGGGUAAAUUUGUCAUUUCGGUGGUCUUCACGAGGGCAUAAUUGUCAAUGUGUGUGUUUUUUUUCUCUCUCUUUUUCUUUUUUAUAAGUGAACUGUUGGUGUUUGUAAUUGUUGUAUU